CCACCAUGCCUAAACCUGACGAUAAACCGGGUGGUAAUCAAGAUGGUCCUAAGGCUGCUGGGAGUGUGAUCAUGCCGAGGCGUGAACCCGUUCAGACUGUUGAGGUCACCAUUAACCCACCUACAAUCAGAGAUGAGGUGGACACGGUCGAGUGUUCUUCCUCUGCCGAGGUACUGAAUACAAGCGAUCAACCUCUCACUUUGGAGCAGGUUAAGAGGAAGGUCACCCGCAGACUGCAGAGGCUAGAAGCCCAGCAGAGCCGGACCAAGAGCAGCAGGAAACCAAGCCAACCAAAGGCCACACAGAAAUCGACAGAUGAAUCAAAGAAUGUCGCGUCGGCGUAAUGGAUGUCGUCCACAUUACAGUGGUGCCUUUACAAAAGCUUUUACUACCUAGCAAAACAUGGAGCUCGAGGGGGACUGGGGUGGGGGUGCAUGAAUGAGUUAGCCAGGAGGGCCAAGACUUGGGGGAAAGGGCCAAAGGGGAGUACACGAUUGGUACAUCAUAGGAACA
This is a messenger RNA of Strongylocentrotus purpuratus (purple sea urchin), 513 nucleotides long. RefSeq lists its product as uncharacterized. The record is from RefSeq and is a predicted model, not a curated record. The coding region runs from base 6 to 344 and encodes 112 amino acids. The transcript is spliced from 2 exons. NCBI's taxonomy places the organism in Eukaryota, Metazoa, Echinodermata, Echinoidea, Camarodonta, Strongylocentrotidae.